Messenger RNA from Stegodyphus dumicola, 4925 nucleotides. RefSeq names its product transcription factor Jun-like. Gene Ontology annotation, biological process: regulation of cell cycle; regulation of transcription by RNA polymerase II; regulation of cell population proliferation. NCBI's taxonomy places the organism in Eukaryota, Metazoa, Arthropoda, Arachnida, Araneae, Eresidae. Gene Ontology annotation, molecular function: RNA polymerase II cis-regulatory region sequence-specific DNA binding; transcription factor binding; DNA-binding transcription factor activity, RNA polymerase II-specific. The record is from RefSeq and is a predicted model, not a curated record. Gene Ontology annotation, cellular component: transcription regulator complex.
CCGCUGUGGUCUGUUUUUAUCGACCGCUCAGAAGUUGCGAACGCUUUUUUACUCAGUAAACUAGAGUCGCGCUAGCGUUGAGGUUGUGUUGUUGCGAGUUGCAAAGUUUUAAUUCGUUGGAAGUUCGUAUCAGUGCCGGUAGGCAAAAAGCAAUUACGGCGUCCUGCAUUUUACAGACGCGUACAUCCCAAUGUCAGGGGAUGGACACGACAUUUUAUGAAGAUUCACGAUACCGCGGUAAAGAAGAAAUACGCGGGAUGAAGCGGCCUAUGACUUUAGAUCUAAAUUUUGCAAAGAGCAGUAAAAAGCAGAGAAUGACUUCGGUCCUUACUUCGCCGGACAUGAAUAUGUGCAAGUUAGGCUCUCCAGAAUUAGAAAAAUUAAUAAUUGCUCAACAUGGUUUAAUUGGAGCUACACCUACACCAAACCAAUGCAUGUAUACUAAAAACGAUGAUCGAGAGCAGUAUACUAGAGAUUUUACUGAUGCCUUAAGUGGACUUCAAGCUGCCACUUCUAACAGCAAUAAUAUCAACGUGUCUUUAUAUCAACAACCACAGACUAUUCAAUCGGACAUUAAUAUUGUAUCUGUAAGUAAUAGUUCGAGUUGCAACCUGAUGCCUCCGUCUUCAUUACCGUGUUCGACGGCACCUAUGGUGGAUUCGUAUGGAUAUCCCCAACCUUUGUCUUCAAUAAAUGUCAACUGUAAUCCUAUGGUUUCGUCCACAAUGAAUUCGAACUGUUUUCCUCCAGUAAAUAAUGGAUAUUAUAGUCUGGAACCUAUCGUCUCCAUUAAAGAGGAGCCUCAAACCGUCCCAUGUAUUGGGACAUCCCCACCGCAGUCUCCCAUUGAUAUGGAAGAUCAAGAAAGGCUAAAGUUAGAAAGGAAACGUUUGAGGAAUCGUAUAGCUGCUAGCAAAUGUCGACGAAGAAAACUUGAGCGGAUAGCCAGGCUAGAAGAUAAAGUCGCUCUCUUGAAAAAUGAAAAUGCUGAACUAAAUAAUCACGUUACUAAACUCCGCGAGCAUGUUUGUCAACUGAAACAGCAAGUUAUGGACCAUGUUCGAUCGGGAUGCGAAAUUUUAGUUACUCCAUUUCCAACAUAUCCAGAAGAUCUGUGAGUCUUUUUAAAUAAGCUGUAAGUACUAAAAUCAUUCUCAAUUUUUUUCACAUUUGCAUGACGUGAAGCGAAUGUUUGUUGACAUUGGCCACCGUUUGAAAAUCAACUUAAGUGCUCUUGUUUCACUGAAUAUUUUUUCAUUGAGAAUUUUUUUAUCAAAGUGAAAUACAACUUCGUAUGCUAUUUGUUGUCUUCAUUAGUGUUUUGACUUUGAUAAACGUAUUUUUGUAAAGCAUAAAAAAUUCAAAUUUAGUGAUAAUUUUAUGUAUUCAGCUUUCAUAUUUUUAUUCCUCAUGCAAAUAAUGUAAUUUCUAUGCAAUAGCUGUUUGUUAGGAUAUUAACUGAAAUUUUUAUGAAAUUUCGUUUACCUGUAUGUUAAUUUCAAAUGCAUGACAUUAAUCAUAAUUUGUAUUUCCUAGAUUGUAUGUUUUGUUUGAAUUGAUACAUAGUAUUUAUGUAUUAGUAAUUUGUUGAAUAUAGCAUAAACGGGAUGAUGUUUUCCUUGCUAUUCAAAGUAAAAUGUAAUUAAAUAUGUAUAUGUGAAGGAAUUAAUCAUGUAUACAUGAAAAAUAUAUGUUUAAGGGAAUAGUUUUAAAUGAAACAUAUGCUACCCAUCAUAUUUAUACAUUGAUAAUCUGAUAAUUGUUAUGAUAAUGUAACAUGAAAUAUUUUCUUAUAUUACUGAACUUUUGCAAAUCUGAUUGAGUAAAGUUAAAAAAUUAACAACUAUAGCCUUAAAAGACAAAUCAUUAUGAAGAGCUAGAAAAUUAGGUGGAAAAUAUGGCCUUAAAUAACCUCGAAAGGAAAAAACAUACAUUUAGCCAUUCAUUUUUAUAAUGUUAAUUUGUUGCAAAAAAGUGAAAAGAAGUAUUUUGAAUAUUGUUCUAAAUGAGUAGAAUCAGAUUUACACCAUUGUGAAGGAAAUGAGAAUUUUUAUGAAAUCUAUGGAAUAUACUCAUAAGAGCAUUUUAAAAGUUUGUCAAUAAAACUGUUAUAGAAAUAUUUAUCUAUAUCAUCCAUCAACUGCCUUAACUUUAGAAAUUACCUUAAGGAAAUUCUUUCCUAUAUCCGAGUUAUUUUGUGCUGCUAUAUAACUAUACAGAGUUUUAUUUCUAUUAAUUUAUUUCAAUCGUAAAUUAUUGCUUUAUGAUAUGGAAUCCUUAAUAUCCAUUCCCAUAUUAAAGAAAGAAUUCUUUUACAUACAUAAGAAAUUAAUAUAUUAUUUAAUCUCAAUAUCUUUAAUGAUGCAACCAUUCAUGCAAAAAUACUUUACAUAAGUAAAUUUUCAAUAAUAAGAUAAUAAUUUUUAACUUGUUUAUAGACAGCUGCUAUGAAUGAAAUGACUUGUGAUUUUAAAAAUAUAGAUAUAUUUUUGGAAAUAUUUAUGUAAAAUUUGAUAAAUGCAUAUGUAUUAUUAUACAAAAGUAUUAUCACAUUUUUCUGUAGCAGUUUCAUAGCUUAACAAAUAUGUAAGAAAAAAAAGCAUGUUUACUUUUAAAUAUUUUUAAGUUUAUAAUUUUGUAGUACCUUCAUGUGACAUAGAAUAUAUAUGACUGUUCUUGAUUGUUCAUGAAUUGAAUGUAUAUUAGGGCAAAAUAAUAAUAAUAAUGUAAAACUAGCUUGGAAUAGAUAUUUCAAGUAUUUUUUAUUUCUUCCCUUUUUAGUAAUGUAGUUUUUUUAAAAAUCUUUAUAUGCAAAUUUAUCAAAAUGAUGGUUUAUUCAGUAAAAAUGGAUUUUUAGAAACAAUAUGAAAACUAAUAUUCAUAUUCAUGAUAGGCUGGAUUAAAGAAAUUUUGUACAGAGGUCAAAAUUACGUAAAUUUGCUCAAAAUGCUCUGGUUUUAUUCAAUUUCCCCAUAAGAAAUAAUUUUAAAAAAUUAUAUCUUAAUGUGGGUUGUUUUUCUUUAAGUCUUUUCUUUUUGUAAAAAUAAUUAAACGAUUCUUUAGAGAUUCAACUAAAUUAUCCUUGUUUUUAGAACAUGAAUAUUCUGAUGCACAUAUUUAUCCAUAUAUUUUAGUAUCAGAAAAACUUGGGAAAUUUUUUUAAACUGUUAUGUGUUGGAAAUUUAUUCUUUUAGUGUAGCAUUUUAUCAUUCCAUUCCAGCAGAGCACCUUUAUGUAAUUUUUGAAAAAUGUGUUAUGCACAGCCAACUAAAGAGAAUAAAAAAGCGAAAAGAAUAUUUGCUUUUAAAAGUGAUUUUUACUUUCUAAAAAAUCGAUUUGAUAAAUAUCACAAUAAAGACAGCUUGUAAUUUUGAAAACCUAAAUUUUAAAUCGGCAACUAUAUUUUUGCAAAUGGCAUAUUCCUAUAACAUUCCUUUUCUUCUUGUACUGACUUAAUUUACUGACCCAUUAAAAUGGUUGUGUGAAAUGAAUUUUCUGAAUGGAAAAGAUUUGUAUGCUGUGAGAUAUAUAAUCAGUUGUAGCUUUAAAAUCUGAGCCUAGAGUUAUGGCAUUAUUUUUCAUUUAAUAUUUUUUAAUUAUCCUUUUGCUUUGUGGCAUUAUAUUUGCAAAAUAGUGCUUUGUAGCAGAAAACACUAUUGCUCACAUACUAGAUAUAUUAGUUCCUAUGUUCUUGUUUUUUUUAUGAGUGUUUUAUUUUAUGUUCACAUGUCAUGCCUUGAUUGUUUUUAAUUUUAUGAAUAGUAAAUUAUUUUUAUGUUAUAUUAUCAUAUUAAAUUUUAGUGCAUGUUUAAAGCUAUUCCUAAUUUUAAAUUAGCUUAGGUGUAAGAUUCCCUGCCCCCCACGUUUGCUCUAAACUGUCAAAUAAUUGCCAAAUUGAUAUUUUUUUACUGUUACAGCUUUCAUGGCCAAUUUAUAAUUUCCUAAUAAUUGUUUUCAGCUGCUUUGUUAACUCAAUCCCAAUAUUUCUUUUUAUAUUCAACUUUUUAAAGCUUGAUUCACUUGGAUGAGCCUUUAUUCUAAAAUUUGAAUUUAGGUUUCUAAAAUUAAUGUAAAAAAAAUUUCAUUACUUAUUGAUCAUUGUCCGGUCUUUUAAAGAGGCCCAAAAAUAUAUUCCAUUAAAUUAAAAUUCAUUUAAAAGUCAAUAUUCACAAUAUUAAUUAUUUUAUAGUACUGUAAUGAUUCAAAGAUUUUUUAGCCAUCUAAUUAUAUAUAAAAUAUUAAAAUUUAAUUUUAAUUAAUAUGCAUGAUGUCUAUUUUUAUUUAAAUUAUUUUUUUUUAUUAAAUUGUAUGUGUGUGUUAACCUAGUCGUGAGCUAUCAUUUGAUUCAAGCUUCAUAAUUUAUGUGUAUAUUCUUAGCUUAUCUUUAAGAUCUUUUUUUAUCUUAAAAAAGUUAGCUUUUUAUAUAAUAUUUGUAUAUAACAGUAUCAAAAUAUAGUAUCGAUUUCAUUUAGUAUUUCACAUGCAUAUUACAGUGGAACCAGUAUAUCUCAGAGACUUAUUGUAAUGAUUGUUAGAUAUACUUUCUUAAAGGAAUGCAUUAGCGCAGAUUGAUUUUACAGAAAUGUUUGAGAAAAAAUACGAUUUGUAUUGAUGUUAAACACAGGAAAAAUGCAUAACUGCUGGAGUGCUUCCAUGACAAGUCUAUUAGUAUUUAAUGGGUAUACUAAUAAAGUUCUAAAUCUGGAGUUAAAUAUAGUUAAACAUAAUAAUUUUUGGUACUCUUCUGUUAUUGGGGGACUGGAUUCAGAAUUGUAUGGAUAUACAUGUUCAUGUAUAUAAUUAUAGAUGUAUGUAUGUAUGUGAGUGUAUACAUGCACAUACAUAUAUACACACAAUACACACAUUUCUGAAUACAGUCCCAAUAACAGAAGAGUUAAUUUUUAAAUAUACUAAUUUUUAAAUAU